CCUCCUCCCAGCUUUCACCUCGGGUGUUGCUCCUCGUGCUGCCUUUUUCUCUCGACGUCUCCGAUCUCGAAAUCCGAAAGCACGGAUAUGCGUAGUCCUUUGAUCGCGUCUGAAUUAGGGCAGUCCAACAACAGGCAGCGUUUCGGAGACUUUCAGAGUUUUUGGAGCUCUCUCAUUGCGUGGUUGUUCGGUUUUUUCGUCUUCAGGAGUUGGAGGGCUUUCGCCAGGUCGUGUUGACAGAUUAGGGUGUGCUGUAAUGUGAGGCCGUUUUGGGGGUUUCGAGGCAGAGCGAGUAGGUUCGUAUUUAGGAAAUAGGACGUGUCUGCGAAAACUUGGUGAUUGGAGUUUCGUAAGUUGUGGCCGUUCUGCGCUUUUCGCCGGAUGCAUGGAGAUGGAGUUACACUGCUGCGAAAUGAGGUCGAUAUUGUUGCGGGUAGAGAGUGGGAUAGAGAGGAGCCUAAGGUUAGGCGUGAAUAGGUUUGCUCUGCCGUGGUUUUAGUGCACAGGUGUUUUAGUCCGCUAGGGCUCCGGGGUGCUUAGUUUCAGAAGUGCCGUUGAAUUUCACACAAUGCGAUGUAGGAAAUCAAGGUUACUGCACUUGUGGCCCGUGACAGCUGUGGAUUGCACUUGGAGGGGACAAUGGAUUUGAAUUUCUCAUGGUUGGACAUUUCUCAGUAGCAGAAAUUGCCCACCAUGCCUCCUCUGGAGCGAGAGAUUCUUCUGGACAAUGAUACCGAAUCCGAAGAUGCAGACAAUCAUCUGUUUGUGGAUUGGAAGGGAACUGGAGGUUGCACAUCCUUGGUGCAGCUGAAACUUCCUUUUAAGUCAUCUAAGCGCCGCAAUGGCGGAAAAACAAGCGCCACAUUUCCUUCAAAGUUCACGGAAAUGCAUGUACCUACUGCAGCACCCCUUACUUCCCCUACGGAUGCCAACAAGCUUGUAUCGGGUGCUGUUAAACAUGCACCGUCUACUUUCGAACCUGCACCAGCUGGUGUCAACCUAGUGCCAGACGUCGUGACUCAACCUGUAGUGGUUGUUUCUCUUUCAGACUCCGACGUUUCGGGGCCUAGCAGAAGCGCGGCUAAAAGACCAUUUAACAACUCCGUACGUGUAUUACCAUCAGGUACUGGCAACGUGGUAUGCCUAGACUCUGACACAGAUUCUGAGCAGUCUUUGCCGUGGCGUCUCAAACCUUGUAAUACCUCCCAGCAUUCGCCUCUCUUGGAAAAGGUUGUUGAGAAGGACGAUGAAGUCGAGGUCACAUAUCCCGCUGAGAAACUCCCUUCGCAUCUCGUUGAAACUCCACCCCGUGUUCCUUCUCUCGACCGAAACUGUACAAUUGAUCCGUUUGGAAGUGGCUUGCUUGACUCUCCUUCCGAAGAGGGUCCAACGAUCUCUUCAUGUUCUAAACGACCAGCUUCUAGUCAAUGGAUUAGAGAAGACAAUGGUUGGAGUUCCGGACAGGGUCCUCAGAGUGAAUCUACUAGCGAUGACGAUUUGGGAUUUAAUUCUCCUAUAUUAGAGUCUUCGGGUCCUAGUUUAUCUGUACCGGAGGCGACUGAUCUGAAUCUGGACACCGGUGUUGACCCUCUUUGCUCACGGAAUCUGCACAAUGAGCUUCGGGUAGUUACCAGUGAGCAGGAAGCUCAGGGUGGUGGCACUAAGAAGAGGAGGAAAGUCAUAAGUGGGAUUCCCAUGUCUGAAGAGGACAAGGCAUUGGAACGCAACGAGAAGUUGCGGGCAAAAGAGGCUGAAAGACUACGGAAGGCUGAGGAGAAAGCUGAGUUGAAGCGGCGAAAGGAGGAAGAGAAGAAAAAGCUGCAGGAAGAGAACCGACGGAAGCGAGAGGAAGAGAAGCUGCGGAAGGAGGCUGCAAGGGAGGAAGCUAAGGAACGACGCAGAUUAGAUCACGAAAGGAAGCGAUGGGAGAAUGGAAAAUUUGCUGUACAGAAUACGCGAGCACUGAUCGACACUAGAGUUAUUGAGAAGGGUCAUAUAGGAGGGCACCUUCUUAACAAACUGGCGGAAAAGCAGCUCCAGUUCCAGCUUGUUUGCAAUCCUUGUCCCAAGUCAAUCAUAUGGCGCAUGAAGCGACCUAGUGACGAUUCUUCGGGGGAGGCUGUGACCAGGUUUUAUGAUGGCGAAGAUGCGGAUACACAGGCUGAAGUCUCAGGCUCCAAGCUUGUAUUGGUGGAAGUUGAUGUCCCCUACAUACUCUACGUAUUAGAAGCUGAAGAGUUUGCCGAUAUGGUGGGUGAGAACACUCUGCACACCCUUAUCAGUUCUACUCAAGCCCGGUAUCCAGGCUUCACCAUCUGCUUCUUGGUCAACAAGCUGAAGUGGUAUCUUCACAAAAAAGAACAGACACAGUAUAAAAAUGGAGAUACUGAAUGGAGACGGCCACCUGUUGAACAGGAAAUAGCAAGACUUUUGACCCAUUAUGAUGGAGUCCACUCAAGGUUAUGUUUGGACGAAGCUGAAGUGGCUGAGCAUGUCACUGGCUUGAUGAGAAGUCUUGCGGAAUGCCCCUUUAAGCCAAAAACCACCUCCAUGUCAGUGAGCAAGAAUGGAGAUCAUGUGGCAACCAGUGACACAUUUAAGGAAGAAAUCAGGAAGAGCUUAUGGCUUAAAGCUCUAGUUGCUCUCCCACAUACUCCUGGAGCAGUUGCCCUGGCAGUUGCUAAAAAAUAUUGCAACAUGCGUGCUCUCCUCAAGGCUUAUCUUGACCCAACAAAAACGGUUCAUCAGAAAGAGCUUCUCUUGCAAGAUUUGAUCCGCGAGGGCGUCUUUGGCCCCGAGCAACGGCGUCGAGUUGGCCCCAAGUGCUCCCGUCGCAUCUACCGCAUCUUCAUGGCUCACAAUGGCAACCUCAAAACAGAAGAUGUCGAACAAGGUGCCGAUCACUUCGAUGAUUCGGACUGAAUCUUCCAAAAGAUAAGUGUACUUUGUUUGCUUCACUGCGUCUCCACUUCAGGAUCGACUAGUUCGACUCUGUACACUUUCGAAUCCACAGACAACGAAGCUUCACUUCGAGACUUCAAUUUUAUUUAAAGUUGAACCACUUGAAGCAUCUCCCAGUGGUCUUCUGUACAACAGUUUUCCUUUGAAUUGUAUGGGAUUGGAAGCGGCCCUUCAAAUAUUGGGUGUGAUAGAAGUGUACAGCCGAAGAUGUACAAUCCACCGUGGGGGUGACUUAGAAUCCAAUCAAGCUUCUCUUAACUUUUGUACUUAUUUUUGUCCAACCGUGUCGUGCUUACCUUCUUAGCUUGAAUUGUUAAUCGCUAUGUAGUGCUUUUCGAAGCAAGAAGAGUCACAUUUCUGAAGAUCUGCAGCAAUUCACACAUUAGGUGAAGAUGGAACCAAAAUCAUAACCGAACCGCAAAUUGAAUCAUUUGUAUCA
Molecule: messenger RNA, 3400 nt
Organism: Physcomitrium patens
Lineage: Eukaryota; Viridiplantae; Streptophyta; Bryopsida; Funariales; Funariaceae
Biological process (GO): DNA repair
Cellular component (GO): nucleus; Holliday junction resolvase complex
Source: RefSeq, a predicted model, not a curated record